AACAGCGGCAGUGACAGACAGCGCUCAGAUCAGCUCUCCCUCCUUCGGCGCUGCUGGACAAGGCUCCGGGAACAUCGCAUCACUUUUGUGCACAAACUCCUCAGAGCCGCGGCGGAGCAGAGACCAUGGGAUUUUAACCUGGACACUCGGCAUGAAGACACACCUGUAGAUUCUUUUUCUGAGUCAGUGCGCGUGGAACAAGUUUACACCUUUUUUGUACUGGAUGCUGAGAUGCGCAGAAAGUGACAGGGGUCCUCAUCUCUUCUACAGUCCUCAACGAGUUACAAAACGCCAUGAAAGACGACUUUGCAGACGAGGAGGAAGUACAGUCUUUUGGAUACAAGAGGUUCGGGAUCCAGGAGGGCACCCAGUGCACCAAGUGCAAGAAUGAAUGGGCGCUGAAGACCUCCAUAGCUCUGCUCUAUGUGCUGUGUACUCUCCUCACCAUCGCUGUUGCUGUACUUGGAUAUAAAGUGGUGCAAAGAGUUGACAGUGUCUCUGAAGGUAUCGCAAACUAUGGAGGAAAGAUAAUAGCUGUUGAGACUGAUUUAAAAAAGCUAGAUGAUCAAACAGGGGAGAAGUCAGAGAAUACCACCACAGAGAUCCAGACUUUUAAGAACAACAUCAGGACUCUUCAGAGGCAACUGUCUGCGGUGGAGGAACGCAUCCACAGCGAUCAAGUUAAGCUUAGUCAGCUGCAGAGCAUUGGCUCAGACAUCCAGAGCAGCCAGGGCUCCAUCCAGGGACUGCUGAAUAGCAACACAGCCACCUUGCGCUCUGUAAAUGGCACCCUGCAGUCUUACGGCAACAUCAUUGAAGGUCUGCAGGAAGACACAGCCAGGCUGCAGAGAGAACUCCAGCAGCAGGUGAAACUCCAGAACCAGGCGCUGAUCAGUAUCAGCAGCCUGAACCUCACCCAGGCCCAGCAGAGAGGCCUCAUUGCUGCUCUGCAGCACUCGGUGGAUGACACCAGCCAGGCCAUCCAGAACAUGCACAUUGACUUUCAGAGCCUUGAGCAAACGACCCAACAGACACGGUCUGAAACCGAGUGGCUUAGAGGUAAAGUGGAAAACUUGGAAAUCUUGGCUAUUAACGCCUCAGUUCUGGCAAAUGCCAACAACUAUAGCCUUGAGGAUGUGGGAUCACAGCUCACUUUUAUGGCCAACCAGCUCCAGAACACCAGCAGCCUGGCUGAUGCUCAUGACCAGACCUUGCGGCAGAUUAUGGAUCAGCAGAGGAACUUCGGCAACUUCACGUCCAGCAAGUUUGACCGGCUGGAGGUACGGCUGGAUGAGUCGGAGCAAGGCAUGGACCGCGUGACGGGCAACAUCAGCUUCACCACGCAGCUCUUGGGUGCCAUCAACCUAAACCUGAACGAUUUACGCACUUGUUCCGAGACAGUCGGCCGUCACUCAGACUUCUUGUUAAACCUCAACAGCAGCGUGACAGAUGUGAGGACAGAUGCAUCAAGUCUGAGGUCCCACCAGGAGGAGCUGGCAGCACGUCUAGACAAUGAGGUCACCAGCCUCUCCAUUGUCAUGGAGGAGAUGAAACUGGUGGACACCAAGCACUCACAACUAAUAACCAACUUCACUAUUUUACAGGGGCCCCCUGGUCCCAGAGGGCCAAGAGGGGACAAGGGACCUCAGGGACCAUCUGGUCAGCAAGGCCAAAAGGGAGAGAAAGGAGAAAAGGGUGGUCCAGGGAUACGAGGGCCCAGAGGAGAGCAGGGUAUUCCAGGACCACCAGGUCUGCCAGGGUUAAAGGGUCUACCAGGCGUACCUGGCAGCCCAGGGUCCAAGGGCUCCCGAGGGUCAGGAGGCAGGGCCGGACCUUCUGGAGCUAAAGGAGAGCCAGGUACUGCCGGUUUGCCGGGAAGAGACGGACAGCCUGGCCCUCAGGGGGCACAGGGCCCACCAGGUAUCAGAGGCUCAGUGGGACCAGCUGGGGAGCAGGGGCCAAGGGGACUACCAGGACCAGUGGGGCCUCCGGGACCACCAGGACAACCAGGACAACCAGGAAUCCAGUUCCGUGGUCCUAUGAUUCCUUUGGGCCCUGUGUCUCUGCAGGAUGAGGCAGUAGCUCCUACGAUAUGGGCCCCCGGAUGCCCUGUUGGGUGGGUAAAUUAUAGAGACAAGUGCUACUUCUUCUCCAGGAACCUGUACAGUUUUGAUGAUGCAAAAGCAUCAUGCGAAUCAAAGUCUGCUUCUUUGCUCAUCAUCAAUGAUAUGGAGGAACAGAGAUGGCUGAAGAAGCAGACAUUUGGAAAGGGUUACUUCUGGAUGGGUCUGACCGACAGGGAGGAGGAGAACGUGUGGCGCUGGCUGGACGGGACUGAACCUGCUUUCACGAAGUGGAAGCCAGGUCAGCCUGACAACUGGGGCCACGGCCAUGAAAUAGGAGAAGACUGUGCUGGUCUCAUCCACGAAGGGUUAUGGAAUGAUUUCUUCUGUGAAGAUCUCAUAAGCUACAUCUGUGAGAAGGACAUGGAGACCUCAAGAUCACUUGGGUCGUAGCGACGUCUUGAAAGCGAGCUUGCAGUGAGCAGCUAGACUUCACCCAUGUGGCACUGGUCCACUGACACGGCACAUGGAGAGUCCAUACGGAGAGAGCAAAGGGACAAAUUUGAAAUGAGCCCGGGGCUGCAGCAGCAAACGUCUCUCCAAUGCUGAAGAGACGCCUUUCUCCUCCAGAGUGAAGCCAGUCCGACUUUACCAGCAAGUGCAAUACAGCAGGGCAACCAAAGAAGGAGGAGAAUCUGUUUUUUAUUUUUUAAACUACCAAAUCAUCCAUUGAUAUAUAUAUACAUAUAUAUAUUAUGGUUAUUUGAAAUUUUAUAAAACUGUAUUCCAUGUGCAACUGAAUAUCUGAAUGUAUAUAUCAUUAUGCAACUAUUUUAUAGGAAAAUAUAAAUUCUAUGAAGCCCAAUGGACUUACCGUAGUGCUUUUCAUAAUAUGCAAGUGUCUUAAAAUGAGAAUAAAAGGUGCAAAAUGAUGCACAAAAAAUGUUGCUGAUAUGCUAUCUUUGAGGAACUGUUAUCUAACCUCAUGAAUGUCUAUAUAGCAUUUUCCUUUAUAUGAGUAAGAAUAAAUGAAGUACUGACACAUAAAUACAGGAAGAAAUGUCACAAUCACCUUGAGUUUUAGUUCAAAACUUCAAGUUUACAUUUUAAUACUCUUGUGUAUGAUACAGUAUUUUGAUUACGAGAUCUAUUUUUCCUUUUUUACAGACAUACCUAUGUUUAUAUAUAAGAAUCUGUGGAUCCUACCUACAAAUAGAAAAUGUACCAUUUUCUGCACUCAGGUAUUUCCUGUUGAAAAAAAAAACACUUGAUUUUAAACAUGAAGGAAACACUCAAAAAUAAAUAUGUAAAACCCAAGA
Seriola aureovittata is the source of this 3382-nucleotide messenger RNA. Its product is annotated as collectin-12-like. The coding region runs from base 294 to 2516 and encodes 740 amino acids. NCBI's taxonomy places the organism in Eukaryota, Metazoa, Chordata, Actinopteri, Carangiformes, Carangidae. The record is from RefSeq and is a predicted model, not a curated record. The transcript has 10 exons.